Messenger RNA from Mizuhopecten yessoensis (Yesso scallop), 987 nucleotides. Its product is annotated as calmodulin-like protein 7. Bases 130 to 579 code for a protein of 149 amino acids. The record is from RefSeq and is a predicted model, not a curated record. NCBI's taxonomy places the organism in Eukaryota, Metazoa, Mollusca, Bivalvia, Pectinida, Pectinidae. Gene Ontology annotation, molecular function: calcium ion binding. The transcript is spliced from 5 exons.
GCUGCGGUACUUACAGUGAAUGAGUCAUUUAAUUUAUUUCGAGUGAGGAACGAAUAUCGAGCAAACAUAACGGGAUAGGAACAAGAGGCAAUACUGCAUUUUAUUCAAAACUGACUGGAACUAAACACAAUGGCAAACACAAAUAUCCUAACAGCGGACGAUUUGAAACGUAUUAAGACAACGUUUCGGGAAAUAGACGGAAAUGGUGAUGGCCGACUGACCAAGCACGAGCUGAAAAGGGCGUGUAAAACCAUGGGAGUGCGCGUCAAACGGGAACAUAUGACCUCCAUGUUAUCGUCAAUGGAGAAGUGUGAGAAGGAAUACCUGACCUUUCGGGAGUUUGAUGCAUUCAUGCGGGACGUAUUAGAGGCGCAGAUUGUCGAGGACCGAUACCUCAAGGACGUUUUUGCUUCCAUGGAUGAAAAUGGGGACGGACACGCAACGCAUGAUGAAAUAGCAAAAGCUCUCGGGAUCUCCUUAGAUGUUGCUUUAGAAAUGAUCGGAGACGCAGAUAAAAAUGGCGACGGAAAACUUAAUUUUAAAGAAUUCACUGAAUUAUACCGAAGGCAGAAUGACUAGACCUUUCAUUGCCAUGUAUGACGGGCCUACGCGUGGUGUUCAGUACAACAGGAGAACGCCCUCCACUGAUCAUCACUUCUUUAUUGCUUACCUUUACAUGGUUGCAUGCGUGUCAAUUAUCAAUUUGUUUCAAGUUAUGUUGCGUUAUCGUGUACCACAGUUGAAUCAGUCUUUCUUAUAUAUAUAUAUAUAUACAUUUACAUUAGGAGAGAUUCAUGUUUUAUGUCAAGUAUUUCAAGGCAAUAGAAAGUAUAUGUGCAUGUAGAUAGAAAACAGUUGAAAUACGGCUUCAUCUCAAUUAAAAACGUCAUUGUCAUUGUCAAAAAAUACCAUGUAAAAUGUCAAUACUGCGUUGUUCGAUAUAUAUGUGUAUGAUGUGCGAUAAAGUCGUUUAUUAAAAGUUUGAUA